Nematocida ausubeli is the source of this 276-nucleotide messenger RNA. RefSeq lists its product as uncharacterized. The transcript has a single exon. The record is from RefSeq and is a predicted model, not a curated record. The coding region runs from base 1 to 276 and encodes 91 amino acids. Lineage: Eukaryota; Fungi; Microsporidia.
AUGGAAUCUGGGUUUCCCACAGAGGCUCUUCAUACACACCUUGAGAAAGGAAAUACUGUGACUGUUUUAGUAAAGAAAGACAGAAGUGUAAGAGGCACAUUAUCCCUGAUUGAUAAGCAUAUGAAUCUUCUUCUUCAGGAUGCAGUAGAGACAAGAACGCAGCAGCCGUGCAUGCACCGUGGGAAAAAAAGGCAAAGCCCGAGGACGUUCACGCGCAAUUUGGGGUAUGUAUUUAUUCGAGGGCAGUCUGUAAUUGCAGUCUACACAGAAGAAUAG